This is a messenger RNA of Microplitis demolitor, 1201 nucleotides long. RefSeq names its product BRISC and BRCA1-A complex member 1. Bases 181 to 1113 code for a protein of 310 amino acids. Gene Ontology annotation, cellular component: nuclear body; BRCA1-A complex; BRISC complex. The record is from RefSeq and is a predicted model, not a curated record. NCBI's taxonomy places the organism in Eukaryota, Metazoa, Arthropoda, Insecta, Hymenoptera, Braconidae. The transcript has a single exon. Gene Ontology annotation, biological process: protein K63-linked deubiquitination; positive regulation of DNA repair; mitotic G2 DNA damage checkpoint signaling.
GAUAGCUCCCUCGAUCUCGGUGGAUCUCAAACCUAACCUACGAAAUACUCAGUGUGUUGAUCAUAACCAAAACAAUAACACAAAGAGAUAGUCAAAGUUAUUUGAUAACAGCAACAAGAGUUUAAAGUGUAAACCCGUAACUAGACUAGAUCACCAUCAGUAUUAAAAAAUAAUUAAAUAAUGUCAGUGAAAAAUGAGUCGGGAGACGAAGUGACUAUUGUAUCCCGCCAGCUCGAAUCAUUCACAACAGAUUCAAACCAAAGUUAUCAAGAAAGUAAUCGUCCUAAGAGUAACUUGUCAAUGUCCAGUGCUAUGAGUCCAGUUGACCACCAGCAUCAUCUUGACGAUAAAUUGAAAAUGCCUAAAUCAUGUCACGAAAAAAAUUAUCUCAUUGAUGGUAAAGUUCCAGUAAUCAACGUACCAGAAAAAAUUCUCUUCAUAAUUGACACCACCAAGGAAGCCACGAUAACUCCUUACGAAUUUGAGUCGGGAAAGACAAUUCCACCUCUGAAAUUGAUAAAACGGGCUGUAGAAAUGUUUAUUCACGCAAAGUCGACAAUAAAUCGCAGCCAUGAGUUCGCGAUAAUGACACUAAGUGCAGAGUCACCAUCAUGGCUCUGCGACUUCACCAACAACAUCAAGCAAGUGAUCAAUGUCCUGAAUAGCAUCACAGACAGCCCUCUUGGCGAUGAGGACCAACAUAUUUGUGACUUGACCCAGUGCUUCGGAAUGGCCUUGGACAAAAUAGAUCUCCAGCAGCACCCGACCAUUCCCACGUACGUGACACGUGUGAUUUUCAUUUAUGGAAGAUCUCAAAUAAUCACCAGCAUAUCGGAUCCCGUGUGCUUUGACCUGCUGGUAAAACAUCCUCACUUUUUUCUCGACGCUCUCUUCGUCCACGAGCCACCGAGUGACGACGACGACUGUGAAAAAAUUUACGGUGAACUGCAACGAUUUGACACUAAAGAAAAUUCAUUUAUUCUGGAAGUUGGACGUGUCUCCGCGGCAUUGUUUAGUUCGAUGGCUAGACUAGUCGCGCAUCCACUCCAGAGACCUAAACAAAAUGAAACUGAUUAUAAUAUUUCUUUACCAAACAAUUCUACUGAUGUUUAAUAUCGAAUUUUAAUAUUAUUAUUAUUAUUAUUAUUAUUAUAAGUAUUGUUGAGUCAUUAAACAUUUAAUUGAUGUGGAGUAAAAUUUA